This is a messenger RNA of Symbiodinium sp. CCMP2592, 945 nucleotides long. Lineage: Eukaryota; Dinophyceae; Suessiales; Symbiodiniaceae. The record is from the annotation of a GenBank genome assembly.
AUGUCGACUACGGAGGCGAAUGCCAACGCACCUGCAGAAGCCGACAGCCCGCCGAUUGUUCUCGAGCUGAAAAGGCUAGAUGACGAGAUGCUGGCAGUUCAGAAGGAGUACGAGAAGGAAGUGCAAAAGCUAAAGCGGCAGUUCCAGGCACAGCAGGCCCCGUUCAUCGAAGCCCGGGACAAGGUGCUUUCCGAGAAGGAGGGAAGCGUGGACCCAGUCACUGGAACGCCAGCACUGAAAGGAUUCUGGGUCCAGGCCCUGCUGAAUCAUCCCGCGUUCGAGGAUGAGGUCGAGUCUUACGACAUACCUGUGCUUGAGUUCCUCAGGACAAUUGAAGCAGAGGAUCUGGACAAGGAGGAUGCAGAAAAGGGUUUCCGGCUCAUUUUCCAUUUCGCCGAGAAUCCGUACUUCACAGACAGUACACUAUCGCAAGAGUACCACAUGCACGAGCCAAAUCGCUACAAUGGAGAGGUCAAGGUCAAACAGCUGAAAGGCUCUAGCCCCAAGUGGAAGGCAGGCCAAGACGUCACAAUGGGCAAGCCUGCAAAAGGAGGCAAAAAGAAGAAAUCCCACAAAGAGAAGCUGCUGGAACCUCGAAAAUCCUUCUUCCGCGAUUUCUUUCGGAGUCUGCAGGAGGAAGACGAGCUGCCUGAGGACGUUGACACCCAGCAGCUUUGCAUGCAGAUGGGCGACGAUGAGAUGGAGCAGGAGGAGAUGGUAGAGGCUUUACUCGAAAAUGCAUAUGACUGUGGCAUGGCGCUUCGCACUCAGAUCAUUCCUUUUGCCGUUCGCUGGUAUACCGGCGAAGCCGCACCAGAUGACGAGUACGAUGAUGAGGAAGAGGAGGAAGAGGAGGAAGACGAGGACGUGGAGCUAGAGGAGGAGGAAGCAGGCCGAAAAGGACCGAAGAAGAAGGCAGACCCUCAGGAAUGCAAGCAGCAGUGA